UUACGCAACAGCCGAGUGGUGGUCUCGGUACUCUCGAAUUCGCCAUUCUCAAAUUUUCAUCGGGAAAUUCGAUAAAAAAGUCUAGAGAUAUGUUGAGAUUCGUGGCUGGACGUGCGGUUAAUGCUGCCCGGGGAAUGAUGAUCCCCAGGGUAACUGCUGUGGGGGUACAGUCAACGAGAUCAUCAUCACAUGAGACUCAGGAGACUGACGAAGAGUUCGAUGCAAGAUACGAGGCCUACUUCAAUCGCCCUGACAUAGAUAGCUGGGAAAUUCGUAAAGCUAUGAAUGAUCUUGCUGGUAUGGAUCUUGUCCCAGAGCCAAAAAUUGUCAUAGCAGCUCUGAAAGCCUGUCGCAGACUAAAUGACAUUGCCCUCGCCAUCAGAUUUCUAGAAACCGUCAAAUUCAAAGGUGGAAGCGAGGUCCAUCUCACCUGGCCCUAUAUCGUCCAGGAAAUUCGUCCAACACUUGAUGAGCUUGGGAUCAACACUCCAGAAGAACUUGGCUACGAUAAGCCCGAAUUGGCGCUAAGACCGCCCUAUGAUUACAACUAGAUUCAAUAUUUUCAAAUGAAGAAGAACACUAGUCUUAAUGUCCUAGAAGUCCUUUCAAUUUUCGCGAUCAUUUUCGACAAUGGAAAGAGAGAAAAUGCCGAAAAUAAUGAAAAUGAAAUGAUGAACAUGUGUACAUUUUUUCCUUGUUGAAACAAUUUAUUAAUAAAUAAAAAAGAGAAGGAGAUUGAGGCAUUGAAACGAUGAUUUGGAUUCUUUUCUUGGAAGGGCUGAUAAAUAAAAUAAGCUUUCAUAAUU
Messenger RNA from Diachasma alloeum, 806 nucleotides. RefSeq names its product cytochrome c oxidase subunit 5A, mitochondrial (gene COX5A). NCBI's taxonomy places the organism in Eukaryota, Metazoa, Arthropoda, Insecta, Hymenoptera, Braconidae. Gene Ontology annotation, cellular component: mitochondrial inner membrane. Gene Ontology annotation, biological process: mitochondrial electron transport, cytochrome c to oxygen. Bases 90 to 551 code for a protein of 153 amino acids. The record is from RefSeq and is a predicted model, not a curated record. The transcript has 2 exons.